Funneliformis geosporum is the source of this 933-nucleotide messenger RNA. The record is from the annotation of a GenBank genome assembly. Lineage: Eukaryota; Fungi; Glomeromycota; Glomeromycetes; Glomerales; Glomeraceae.
AUGUCAUUGGAAAUUUUUGAGUUAUUAUCUCGCGAUUUUUUAUCACUCCUUGAUACGGGAGAAUAUUCAGAUGUAAUAAUUCAAGUUGGUCAAGAACCUUUUAUCAGAGAAUUUCGAGUACAUUCACUUAUUUUACGAACAAGGUCACUUUAUUUUCGUAAUGCAUUAUCAAACACUUGGGCAAGGACAAAAGGAAAUUAUUUAGUCUUUCAGAAACCGAAUAUUUCACCUAAAGUAUUCGAAAUUAUUUUAGAAUAUAUAUAUGGUGCAACUGUUAAACUCCUAAAAGUUAAUGUUAAAAUUAUUCUUGAAAUUUUGAAGGCAGCUGAUGAAUUAUGCAUAAAUGAACUAGUUGAACGUAUUCAAGAAUUUCUUUUGUAUAACCCGGAAUUAAUAUUAAAAAAUCUUGUUUUAAUUCAUCGGUUUGUUACCGAAUAUGAUCAUUUUACAGAAUUACAAACGUUUUGUCUUAAUACGAUUAAUCAAGAUCCUGCGAUAUUCUUUGAAGCCGAAGAUUUUAUUACGAUAGAUCAAAAUACGUUAUUAUUUAUUCUGAAAGCCAGUAACCUUAUUAUGAAAGAAAUUGAUGUAUGGAAUAAAAUAGUUGAAUGGGGAAUUGCGCAAGAUCCUUUACUCUCGCAUGAUAUUGAGACGUGGACAUCCGAUACUUUUUCAAAGUUUCGAAACAUAGUACAACCAUUUGUAACUUGCAUUAAAUUUGCGCUAAUAAGCCAGGAUGAUUUCUUUGAAAAAGUUCGACCUUUUAAUCAAGAAAUUGGGGUAGAAUCAUUAUCAUCAGGAAUAGGAACUCGUCUCUUGUGUGGGAUUCCUUCCCACCGUCAAACGUUUAUAAUUAGUCGGUUUAAAUUUUUUCGUGAUUACAUCAUGCAAAUUCGUAAUGAUACCCAAGUUCCUGAUAAAUUUGCAGCCUGA